AUGACAAAACGGGCUAUCGAUAAAAAUUGGAAGGCAUUAUUACAGUCAGGAGCAGUCACACAUAACAAGAAAAAGAAAGAACAAGUGAACUAUGAGAAGAAAACAAAAGAUGGCAAAAAGACCAUUUGGUUCGACGUCGACAAGUCGAUUUUAGAGCAGCAUGAUGCUUUGAUGCCUUCGAAAGGGAAGGCUUCAAGUUUGAAGAACAAAAUUGUUGCGAUUGAUUGUGAAAUGGUGGGGAUCGGCUUUGGCGGGAAGAAAUCGGUCUUGGCGAGAGCGAGUGUUGUUUCGGGCGACGGGGAAGUGCUUAUAGACGAGUUUUGUCGGGCGCCGGAGAAAGUGACAGACUACAGAACACUUGUAUCAGGAGUACGGCCCAAGGACCUCAAGGACGCGCAGCCAUUUGAAUCAUUGAGAAAGAAAGUAAAAGAAGCUCUCGCUGGAAAGAUUCUUGUUGGCCACGGUCUUUCAAACGACUUGAAGUGCUUAAAGAUAAAUCAUCCUGCUGCAGAUAUAAGAGAUACAGCUAAUUAUUUCAAAAAUGCGAAAGGAUCGAAGCAAAGUCUCCAAACAUUAGCUUCUGAAAGGCUUGGGAUAAAAAUCCAGACAGGGGAGCAUUCUCCUAUUGUUGAUGCGCGAGCUGCAUUGAGAAUAUACCUCCAAAGCAGAAGAGAAUGGGAAGAAAAGCUAAAGAAAGAAAAACAACCAAAAAAGGGAAAAAUAGACAAAGUUGAAGAGCACGAAAGCGGGGUGGUCGACGAACAAGAAACUGAAAAAUCUGUAUAA
Oikopleura dioica is the source of this 786-nucleotide messenger RNA. Lineage: Eukaryota; Metazoa; Chordata; Appendicularia; Copelata; Oikopleuridae. The record is from the annotation of a GenBank genome assembly.